UUCGUCUUUCAUCCAGACCAACAAGAAGAAGAACACAACGCAAGGAAGAGAACAUAUAAUAGCAGAGAGAGGAAGCGCCAAGAAGGAAGACACUGUGACUAAUUACCCUUUUCCACACACAAUUCCUCUCACCACCAAUCACACUUCUCGAUCUUCGCUUCUUUUCACGCUUCAAAUUCGCAACGCCACCUACGCUUUUCUCUCCGAUCUGUUGUCUUCUUUCUUUGCUUUUCACGGGUUUUCAAUUGGAGCAAGGAUUAAAGAGAGGUGAAGCAUCUGCAGCAUGAGCAUCGAUAGCCCCGGGCAAGGGGACAGUUAGGGUUUCGAGCUUCUGAACUCGAGGGUGAGAUUUCCAUGGGCGAUGGAGGCGUCGCACGCAUGCCUUUGCAGUAUAUUAUGGAGAGGUUGCCGAAUGCCGAGAAGACGCUUUGCGGAGCCAAGAGUGGGAAUGGCUACAAUUCUAAGUUGCUCAAGUUUUCUGACAGCGAGAGGAGGAAGAUGAAGGCAAGGAAGAGUGAAUUGGGUUUGGACAGAGUGAGCAAGAGAAGUAACGAUGUUGAGAACGGUGAAGUGUUUGUGGAGAAGGAGGAAGUGGAAGAGGGUGAAUUGGGCACUCUGAAGUGGCCCAGAAGUGACCUGGAAAAUGGAGAGUUUGUGCCGGAGAUGCCGUCCAGGAGAAGCGAGAUUGAGAAUGGAGAGAUUGUGAGUGAGAAGUGGAAACCAAGGGAGGUGGUGAAGGGCGAGAUUCACUCUGGCAAAUGGAGAAAAGAGGAUGUGGAAAGAGGGGAGAUUGUUCCUGACAAGUGUAGGAAAGUAGAAGCUGAGAAAGGUGAGUACGGGUCAUGGAGAGGUGUAAAGGAUGAAAUUGAGAAGGGAGAAUUCAUUCCAGAUAGAUGGUAUAAGGGAGAAAUGGGCAAAGAUGACUAUGAUAACGCUAGAAUCCGCAGGUACCAUUCAGGUAGGGACAAAGGGUGGAAAACUGAACGUGAGCAUGAACGGACACCCUCUUCUGGAAGAUAUACAGGUGAUGACUUUUUUAGAAAGAAAGAAUUGAAUAGAAGUGGGGGUCAGCAUGCUAAAAGUUCUCCCCGGUGGGAGGGUGGUCAACAGCGGAAUAUAAGGAUCAGUUCAAAGAUUGUAGACGAUGAAAAGAACGUACACAGCAAUGGUAAGGAUCAUACACGAGAUUACACUUCUGGAAGUCGCUUGAAGAGGCUUGGUAAUGAUUCUGACAGCAGUGAGCGGAAGCAUUCUGCUGAUUACGCCAGUUUGAAAAGUCGAAGGCUUUCUGAUGAUAGCUGUCGCCAUGUUUAUUCAGAGAACUAUUCUCGUCGCUCUGUGGAGCGGUCUUACAGAAACAAUACUUAUACAAAAUUAUCAGCAGACAAGUAUUCUUCUAGAAAUCAUGAAACUUCUUUGUCCAGCAGACCAACUUAUGACAGGCAUGGGCGCAGCCCUGGUCAUUCUGAGCGGUCCCCACGAGAUAGAGGCAGGUAUUAUGAUCAUAGAGAUCGCACCCCAGUGCGUCGAUCUCCCUGUGGUCGUGACAGAUCUCCAUAUAACCGGGAGAAAUCCCCCUAUGGUCGGGAUAGGUCCCCUUAUAUGAGGAACUGGGAUAGGAAUCGACAGCAUGAUCAGAAAUUGAGAAGUCCAGCCCGUGCUGAGCAGUCACCACCAGAUAGAAGUCGGCGUCAUGAUCGCAGGGAUUCUACCCCAAAUUUGGUAGAAUCAUCUCCCCUUGAUCGAACUAGGAAAGAUGGUAAUCGGGAAACAAGUCGUAAAACCUUGUCAAGCGAAAAGCAUAACUCCCAAAAUAGUUUUAAGGAUCAUGAAGAUAAGCACGUACAAAGGGAGUCAAAUUGUUCAAGUACAGAAUCUAAAGGUGAAAGAAAUGUGCAAGAUACCAGUGAGUCCAUGGAGAAAGACAUCUGCAAUCAGCCUCUAAAGGAACAGCAGAGCUGCAGCCCAACUGUUAGCUACAAAGAAUCCCCUCACUUUGAGCCACCUCCUGAGGAGCUACCUUCAAUGGAAGAAGAUAUGGACAUUUGUGACACCCCUCCGCAUGUCCCUGUGGUAACAGAUUUGUCAUCAGGGAAAUGGUAUUACCUUGAUUAUGGUGGUGUUGAAAAUGGACCUGCUAAAUUGUGUGACAUCAAGGUCCUUGUGGAUGAAGGUGUGAUGAUGUCAGAUCACUUUAUCAAGCACUUAGACAGUGACAGGUGGUUAACAGUUGAAAAUGCGGCGUCACCGUUGGCAUCUCAGAGCUUUCCAUCAAUUGUGGCGGAUACCAUAACUCAACUGGUAAAUCCUCCGGAAGCUCCUGGUAAUAUUUUGUCAGACACUGCAGAUAAUCUUCAAUCUGGUCCCGAGAAUCAUCAGGAAAUGCUAGCCUCCUCACAGCCACCACUGGUAUGCCCUAAUGACAGUGUGCUUACAUCUGAACUUUUGGAGGACCUCCACAUUGAUGAAAGAGUUAGAAAUCUGUUAGAGGGACAUGAUGUCACUCCCGGGAUGGAACUUGAGGCAAUAAAAGAGGCAUUGCAAAUGAAUUUUGAAAAUGCAAAAGGAGAGGGAUUGGGAGACUAUGAAGGUUUUCCUUGGAAUGUUUCCUGGGCAAGGGAAGAUUAUGAUUCAGGUACUGAUUUGGCAUCAGGAGAUUCUGAGUCUCAAUUAAGUAUGUCCUGUGAUAAGGAUAAUGGAUUUGCCUUUGGCAUUUCUGGUGACUGGUUUUCCUCCCGUUGGUCAUGCAAAGGUGGUGACUGGAAGAGGAAUGAUGAUGCCCAAGAUAGAUAUUCUAGGAAGAAACUUGUCCUGAAUAAUGGUUUUCCUUUAUGUCAAAUGCCAAAGUCUGGAUGUGAAGAUCCUCGUUGGCCUCAAAAGGACGACUUGUACUUUCCUUCUCAAAGCAGGAGGCUUGAUCUCCCUCUGUGGGCUUUCUGUGCUGAUGAGAGCAGAUCAGUUCAAUGUAAGCCUGCUUCUAUUAGAGGAGUGAAAGGCAAUGUUCUUUCGGUGGUCAGGAUUAAUGCAUGUGUAGUUAAGGACCAGGGAUCAUUGGUUUCUGAGCCACGCCAUAAGACCCGGGGCAAGGAUAGACAUCAUUCAAGGUCAACUCGGCCUUUCUCUUCAAACAGUGAUAGCAAGAGAUCCUCAACUGAACAAGAUUCUCAGUCAAAAUCUGUUAGCGAUCAAGGUUCUUGUCGUAGCAUGGAAUUCAUUAACAUUCCUAAAGACCAUCUCUGUACUAUCCAUGAAUUGCAGUUACAUUUGGGUGAUUGGUAUUAUCUUGAUGGUUCUGGGCGUGAAAGAGGGCCCUCAUCAUUUUCAGAGCUACAGUAUUUAGUUGAUCAAGGAAUCAUAAAAAAGCAUAGCAGUGUGUUCAGGAAAAGUGAUAGACUCUGGGUUCCUGUUAUUUCUGCAGCAGAAACUUCUGAUGGCAAUCUCACGAGCCACCAAGAAAGCAGUUCAAUAUCUGGUGCACGCUCUGGAUUUCCAUCAAAGCAAACUGAAGGCAUUUCAUGUGGGGAACCUUACACAUAUUCAAGUUUGUUUAACAGCUUACACCCUCAGUUUGUUGGUUAUACUCGUGGGAAGUUACAUGAACUGGUGAUGAAAUCAUACAAGAGCCGGGAGCUUGCUGCCGUUAUAAAUGAGGUGUUGGACCCUUGGAUCAAUGCAAGACAACCAAAGAAAGAAAUCGAGAAACAAAUAUAUUGGAAAUCAGAAGGUGAUGCACGUGCUGCCAAAAGAGCUCGGAUGCUGGUUGAUGAUAGCGAAGAAGAUAGUGAUUUUGACGAUGAAGAUGUUACUGUCGAUAAGGAUGAAUCCACUUUUGAUGAUCUAUGCGGUGACGCUACUUUCCCUGAAGUUGAUAUUACUGAUGACGUGGGAAGCUGGGGCCUAUUGGAUGGUUGUCUGCUAGCACGGAUCUUCCAUUUUCUGAGAUCUGAUUUGAAGUCCCUUGUUUUUGCAUCAAUUACUUGCAAACAUUGGAGAGCUGCUGUAACUUUUUAUAAAGAAGUGUCAAUGCAGGUCAAUCUGUCAUCCUUAGGUCAUUCCUGCACCGAUACCUUGUUGUGGAACAUUUUGAAUGCUUAUGAGAAAGAGAAGAUCAAUUCUAUAAUCUUAAGGGGUUGUAUCAAUAUUACGGCUGACAUGCUUGAGAAAGUUCUUCUCUCAUUUCCUGGUUUAUUUACAGUGGACAUUAGAGGGUGCAACCAGUUUAGUGAGCUGAUUCUUAAAUUUGCCAAUGUGAAAUGGAUCAAGAGCCGAUGUUCACACUUGACUAAAAUUGCAGAGGAGCCUCAUAAAAUUAGAAGCCUUAAACAUAUUACGGAGCAAACUUCAUCUGUUUCCAAAUCUAGCAGUUUAGGUAUAGAUGAUUUUGGUCAGUUGAAGGAUUAUUUUGAUAGUGUGGAUAAGAGAGACACCAAACAAUUGUUCCGCCAAAACUUAUACAAGCGGUCAAAAUUAUAUGAUGCUAGAAGGUCCUCUUCCAUUCUAUCUAGGGAUGCUCGUACAAGACGUUGGUCAAUUAAGAAAUCUGAAAGUAGUUAUAAGAGAAUGGAGGAAUUCCUUGCUUCAAGACUGAGGGAAAUUAUGAAAACAAACUCUUGUGAAUUUUUUGUGCCCAAGGUCGCAGAAAUUGAAGCUAAAAUGAGAACUGGUUAUUACAGUAGACGGGGGUUGAAUUCUGUCAAAGAGGACAUAAGUAGAAUGUGCCGUGAUGCUAUAAAAGUGAAGAAUCGGAGUGAUGCUAGUGAAAUGAAUCAUAUUAUCACAUUGUUUAUUCAGCUUGCUACACGGCUGGAAGAGAGUUCUAAAUUUGUUCACGACAGAAAUGCACUACUGAAAUCAUGUGAAAAUGACUCGCCUGCUGUCUCCUGCUCUACUUUCUCAAAGUAUAAGAAGAAUAGAUUUGUGAAUGAAAGGAAGUAUCGAAGUAAUGGAACACACAGUGGUCUGGAUAAUGCAGAAUAUACAUCUGAUGAUGAUCUUGAUAAGUCUUGUGAAGAUGGCAAGAGUGACAGUGAUACUACAACCUCUGACUCUGAAAGUGGUCAGUCAGAGAGUCUAAUUAGGGAGUCAAGAGGCGAUGGGUACUUUACAUCAGAGGAAGAGUUGGAUUUUAUAACUGAUGAUCGAGAGUGGGGUGCUCGCAUGACAAAAGCAAGCCUGGUUCCUCCAGUUACCAGGAAAUAUGAAGUCAUCGAUCAAUAUUGUAUUGUAGCUGAUGAGGAGGAUGUGAGAAGGAAAAUGCGGGUUUCAUUACCAGAUGACUAUGCUGAGAAGCUGAGUGCACAAAAGAAUGGAACUGAGGAGUCAGAUAUGGAACUUCCUGAAGUAAAAGAAUACAAACCUAGAAAGCAGCUAGGCAAUGAGGUUAUUGAGCAAGAAGUUUAUGGAAUUGAUCCUUAUACACAUAAUCUUUUGCUUGAUUCUAUGCCAGAGGAGUUAGAUUGGUCUCUUCAGGAGAAACAUUUGUUUAUAGAAGACAUGCUCCUUCGAACAUUGAAUAAGCAAGUUAGGAAUUUUACUGGAACUGGAAGCACACCAAUGAGCUACCCUUUGCGGCCUGUCAUUGAAGAUAUUAAAAGAUGUGCUGAGGAGGACUGUGAUGCAAGAAUGAUUAAAAUGUGUCAAGGUAUUCUGAAGGCCAUAGACAGUCGUCCAGAUGACAAAUAUGUAGCUUAUAGGAAGGGGCUUGGUGUUGUUUGCAACAAGGAAGAAGGCUUUGCUGAAGAUGAUUUUAUUGUCGAGUUUCUGGGAGAGGUUUAUCCUGUGUGGAAGUGGUUUGAGAAACAAGAUGGGAUUCGAUCUCUGCAGAAAGAUAGUAAAGAUCCUGCACCAGAAUUCUAUAACAUCUACCUUGAAAGGCCAAAGGGUGAUGCUGAUGGGUAUGAUUUAGUUGUCGUUGAUGCCAUGCACAAGGCUAAUUAUGCUAGUCGAAUAUGUCAUUCUUGCCGACCUAAUUGUGAAGCUAAAGUUACCGCUGUUGAUGGUCAAUAUCAAAUUGGUAUCUAUAAUGUUCGGAAAAUUCAACAUGGUGAAGAGAUUACUUUCGAUUACAAUUCUGUUACAGAGAGCAAGGAGGAGUAUGAAGCAUCAGUUUGUUUGUGUGGAAGCCAAGUAUGCCGGGGGAGCUAUCUGAAUCUGACUGGUGAAGGGGCUUUUCAAAAGGUUCUGAAGGACUCACAUGGAGUUCUUGAUCGGCAUUAUUUGAUGCUAGAAGCCUGUGAAUUAAACUCCGUGUCUGAAGAGGACUAUAAUGACCUGGGAAGAGCUGGUUUAGGCAGUUGCUUGCUUGGAGGCCUGCCAGAUUGGCUUGUUGCAUAUGCAGCCCGCCUUGUGAGAUUCAUCAAUUUUGAGAGAACUAAACUACCUGAAGAAAUUCUAAAGCAUAAUCUGGAAGAGAAGAGAAAAUAUUUUUCGGAUAUAUGUCUUGAAGUUGAAAGGAGUGAUGCUGAGGUUCAGGCUGAGGGUGUGUACAACCAAAGGCUUCAGAAUCUUGCUGUCACUCUUGAUAAGGUAAGGUAUGUUAUGAGAUGUAUUUUUGGUGAUCCACGUAAAGCACCCCCUCCCCUUGAGAAGCUCAGUCCCGAAGAAACUGUUUCCUUCAUCUGGAAAGGAGAGGGUUCAUUCGUUGGUGAGCUUCUUCAGUGCAUAGCACCUCAUGUUGAAGAAGACAUCUUGAAUGAUCUCGAGUCCAAAAUUCAUGCUCAUGAUCCCUCAAGUUCUGGAGAUAUUCAAAAGGAGCUUCGGAAAUCUCUGUUAUGGUUGAGGGACGAGGUCCAAAAUCUCGCUUGUACAUAUAAAUGUCGUCAUGAUGCUGCUGCUGACUUAAUCCAUAUUUAUGCUUAUACCAAGUACUUCUUUAGAAUACAGAAUUAUCAAACCAUUACUUCACCACCUGUCUAUAUCAGUCCACUUGACUUAGGUCCCAAGUACACUAACAAGUUGGGAGCAGAAUUUCAGGAGUAUCGGAAGAUGUAUGGUGAAAAUUAUUGUUUAGGGCAGCUGAUAUUUUGGCAUAAUCAGAGUAAUGCAGAUCCAGAUCGUAGCCUGGCUAGAGCCAGCAGGGGUUGCUUGUCUUUACCAGAUAUCAGUUCCUUUUAUGCCAAGGUUCAGAAGCCAUCACGGCAUUGUGUUUAUGGUCCAAGGACUGUCAGAUCUAUGUUGGCUAGAAUGGAGAAGCAGCCGCAGAGAUCUUGGCCCAAAGACCGGAUAUGGUCAUUCAAAAGUUCUCCAAAAUUCUUUGGUAGCCCGAUGUUAGAUGCUGUAAUAAAUAACUCUCCACUGGACAGGGAGAUGGUUCAUUGGUUGAAGCACAGACCUGCCACAAUCCAGGCCAUAUGGGACCGUUAAAUUUUUGCUUGGUUUGGGAGGGAAGCGGAAUGAACAUACACGGCAAAACACCUCUUAGACAUGGAGUGGUUCAUCGUUCAGAGCUGCCUGCCUGUUUUAGCGUGGGGGGUCUGUAAUUAUCAAUCCAAAGCUUCAUUCCUUGUACCACCUUUCAGUCAUUCUUGUGUACAGUUUUCUUGGCCAUUGAUUUGUAAUUCAUUUGAUUGUAGGGUAUUGUUUUACUCUUAUGUAAUAUGAAAUGAAAGUUAGGAAGAAAAAAGAAAGGUUAAUUCGAGUCAUUGGCGUCUUCUCGUCUUUAACUAAGGCAAGCUUUCUUUAUUAUGCUAAAACGUGGUGUAAUUUUCCCUAUGAGUGGUCCCAGAGUGAUGACUACGGAUAUUCGAAUUUGAGAUGAUGUGAGUUCGAUUUC
Abrus precatorius (Indian licorice) is the source of this 7771-nucleotide messenger RNA. Its product is annotated as histone-lysine N-methyltransferase ATXR3. The transcript is spliced from 20 exons. NCBI's taxonomy places the organism in Eukaryota, Viridiplantae, Streptophyta, Magnoliopsida, Fabales, Fabaceae. Gene Ontology annotation, molecular function: protein binding. The record is from RefSeq and is a predicted model, not a curated record. Bases 355 to 7362 code for a protein of 2335 amino acids.